This is a messenger RNA of Cariama cristata (Red-legged seriema), 1186 nucleotides long. It is a transcript of the gene CDK2AP1, whose product is annotated as cyclin-dependent kinase 2 associated protein 1. Gene Ontology annotation, cellular component: cytoplasm; nucleus. NCBI's taxonomy places the organism in Eukaryota, Metazoa, Chordata, Aves, Cariamiformes, Cariamidae. The transcript is spliced from 4 exons. The record is from RefSeq and is a predicted model, not a curated record. The coding region runs from base 146 to 418 and encodes 90 amino acids.
GGAGAAAAAAAAGAAACAAAACAAAGCCCGGCAAGGGAAACCAUUCUCCUGUUGGCUCCCACGAGAACCUGUGCCUUGCUCUCCGGAACAGCCGUAAAAUUGCAGGGAAAACAAAGCUGGGAGUAUUCACUCUCCCUCCACAAGUAUGGCAACAUCUGCGCAAUACAGACAGCUUAUAAAUGACUAUGGACCCCCAUCUCUAGGCUAUACACAAGGGAUGCAGGGUACCAGCAGCAGUCAAGUACCGCAAAGCAAAUAUGCAGAACUUCUAGCUAUCAUAGAAGAAUUAGGAAAAGAGAUUAGACCUACAUACGCUGGGAGUAAAAGUGCGAUGGAGAGGCUAAAAAGAGGCAUUAUUCAUGCUAGAGGAUUAGUUCGGGAAUGCUUGGCUGAGACGGAACGAAAUGCAAGAUCCUAGCCCACUAAUUUCAUUUGCAAGGUUUUCCAUCUCUUAAUGAAGAAAAAGUAACACUUAAUCCUUUUGACUCUUGAAACAUUCAAAUUCCUUUUUGAAUGUUUUACCUUUCUUGUUUUGCCCUUACAAAAAUGUAUAGUUAAGAAUGAGAAAACAAGGAUUUUUCAACUUACUGAGGGUUUGCAUUUUGUAAAGAUGUUAAAACUUCCUAAAAUGUUUCUAAAACAUGAGAACUGAACUGCAUGCAGAGGAAUGCUCUUUCUCUCCCAGGCUAUAUUUCAAUUCUCUUCUCAUCCAGCCACAGUCUCAUUCUGUUUUUUUCCUUUGACUAUAUUCACUUAACCCCAAACUGUCAAUCUUUCGAAGUUUGACAUAAGCUCUAAGGAUUUUGUUUUUAAUAAAUGCAGAAUAGCAUGCUGUACCUAGUAGUCCGCUAAGUCACAGUUUGUCAUACAGCGUAGACCCUGCUUAGAAAUAACCUUCACCUUCUCUUAUUUUUCCUUUUUUGUUCAUUUUGCAUAAACAUUUGCAUGACUGUUAGUGCUUUGAAGUCCAUUUAAAGUGCAUGAGUUAUAUGGAAAAUAGGGAAACCUAUUAAAUAAUAACAAGGUCCUGGAAAGCUAAUUUCUACAUUAAGGCUGGAGAUUUCAGUUUAAAGUUUGCCAAAAAAAGAAAAUUCUGGAGAAAUUACUAAAACUGUUAUUUGCAUCUUUGUAUGUAUUUAUUACUUGACGUAAUAAAGCUUAUUUUCAUUAACAGUUUGUAUUAAAA